This is a messenger RNA of Effrenium voratum, 1044 nucleotides long. NCBI's taxonomy places the organism in Eukaryota, Dinophyceae, Suessiales, Symbiodiniaceae. The record is from the annotation of a GenBank genome assembly.
AUGGCGCCCGGCAAGCCGCGGGUUCUUUUCCGGGUCAUGGAGAACGGGGAGUCGCUGGGUUUGCGGGCCCUGCGCAGGGAGUUCGGGCGCUACGGGGAGGUGGUGUGCGCCCUGAUCCGCGUGGACUCGGCGCGGCAGCCCUUGACCGUGGAGAUCGAGUUCUCCAGCAGCAAGGACACGCUGCGCGUGAAGGGCUGGACGGGGAAGGGCUGCCACCUGCCGCUGUACAAGCCGGAGGGCCUGGUGGACGCCUUCCGCAGAGACGCCGACUGCGCCUUCCUUUGUUAUGCGGACAACUUCGACAAGCGGGUCAACAGCUUCAAGGACCUUGCGUACUUCGCCCAGUACGUCACAGACUGGUGCUCUGCGAGCCUAAAGACCUGCAGUCUUUGUUGGUCCCCCACCCGGGGCGUCUUCGCGCAAAUGGAGUGCGUGCAGAAGGCAGACCAGGAGCGGGUGAUCAGCAAGUUGAUGACCGAGCUCUAUGGUGGCAAGCGGCUGUCGGUCUCCUCGGUGGCCGGCGGGGACUACCAGGGCGUGGUGGAGAAGUCCUACCGCGUGGACUGGUCCGUGGUGGCGUCCGAGGCGGCGGUGGCGGGCAUCGAGCAGAAGGAGGCGGUGAAGCUGGAGAAGCUCGAGAAGCUGGCCAGAAAAGCGGCAGAGAAGAUGGAGAAGAAGAAGGAUAAGAAGGAGAAGAAAGACAAGAAGGAGAAGAAAGAGAAGAAGGGCAAGAAGGACAAGAAGGACAAGAAGAAAAAGAAGGACAAGAAGAAGGAGAAGAAAAGCAAAAAGGACAAACAGGACAAGAAGGAGAAAGCCCCGAAGAGCCAGCCGAAGGUGCAAGAAGACACCAUAGCGAGCCUCCCCGAGCCCGAGUCCAGCGAGGAGCCGAGUUCGGAGGUGGCCCCGGAAGGCCGGAGAUUCGCCUGGGAGACGUCGUCUUCCUCUUCGGAGCCGCCGCCGCCCAAGAAGCGCAAGGAGGUGGACCUCAAGUCAUUCGGACCCAUGGCGGCUCUGGCCGGCUCGGACGAAUCCUCGUCCUAG